CUGAGGUGGAAAUUCUUCGCGAGAAAGUAACUAAGCAAAUCAUUAAGGAAGGCCAUGGUCACAAGCCAUCAAAGUAUUCAAGAUGCUUCUUGGUGGCAGAAAAAAAAAAGAAAUGACUGGUUUGGCUAUUGGUGUCUCGAGCAUGAAGUCUGGUGAACGUGUGCUGUUACAUGUGAGAUGUGAAUUAGGUUAUGGGAAAAAAGGAAGCUUUUCUUUCCCAAAUGUUCCACCCAUGACAUACUUAUUACAUGAGGUUGAGCUUAUCGGGUUUGAUGAAACCAAAGAAGGAAAAGCUCGCGGUGACUUGACUGUAGAGGAAAGGAUUGGUGCAGCAGAUCGAAGAAAGAUGGAUGGGAAUGCUUUAUUUAAGGAGGAUAAGCUAGAGGAGGCCAUGCAAAAGGAUGAAAUGGCCAUAGCAUACAUGGGUGAUGACUUUAUGUUCCAGUUAUUUGGGAAGUAUAGAGACAUGGCUUUAGCUGCCAAAAAUCCAUGUCACCUCAACAUAGCAGCUUGUGUGGUAAAGCUCAAGCGCUAUGAAGAAGCCAUUGGACACCGCUCCAUUGUGAGUGCGCAUUCCAGCUGAAAUUUUCACUUCUCUAUUUAAAUUUCUUCUGGUGGUUUAGAAUGUCAACCAUGAAAAACACAAGCCUUAGUCACUACAAUUGUAAGUUUUGAUCCUUAAUUUACUGGUUUGUAAACAAGAAAGUGAUUAACUUGUAUGGGCUCAUUGUAAUUCUUGGAAAGAAUUAGUGUAAAAGAUUGCUGAUACUUUGCAUUUUUUUCUUGCAUACUUCCAAGACUAAACAGUGAUAUUUUAGGUCUUUUGUGUCUCAAUCCUGAUCUUAGGAAUAUAACAGCUGCCAUGAAGCAGUUUGUGUCAUGAUUCCUACACACUCGGCUAGUUCGCUUGAGAUUCCACCCCUUGAAUGUGAAAGCUAUGUUUGUGGUCAUGAUGAUGAUGUUUGGUGUUUUAACAAGAUGAAAACAAUGUGAAAGCUAUGUUCAGACGAGGAAAGGCCAGAGCAGAACUUGGGCAAACAGAUGCUGCUCGGGAAG
Messenger RNA from Durio zibethinus, 1056 nucleotides. The record is from RefSeq and is a predicted model, not a curated record. Lineage: Eukaryota; Viridiplantae; Streptophyta; Magnoliopsida; Malvales; Malvaceae.